AUGCAUUUAAGAGUCAUCAUAAUUGCAUUUUUUGCAUUGUUUGCAUUAGGAUAUGCCCAUCCAUUAGGUUCCUUCCCCGAAAAUUUACCAACUAAUGAUAGAGCAGGAAGGAUCACGUGUGAUGUCUUCGGUAGCAAUACUUUAUGUGCAUUACAUUGCAUCCAAUUGACCUAUAAAGGAGGAUAUUGUAAUGAUAAGAAAAUUUGUAUUUGCCGGAAUUGA
Messenger RNA from Chironomus riparius, 222 nucleotides. The record is from the annotation of a GenBank genome assembly. NCBI's taxonomy places the organism in Eukaryota, Metazoa, Arthropoda, Insecta, Diptera, Chironomidae.